Messenger RNA from Brassicogethes aeneus, 309 nucleotides. The record is from the annotation of a GenBank genome assembly. NCBI's taxonomy places the organism in Eukaryota, Metazoa, Arthropoda, Insecta, Coleoptera, Nitidulidae.
AUGCGACACUUGACAGAAACUCUGCGAAUAGAAAUAUUAAUGAUGAUUGGUUAUGGUGAUAUGUGCAGAUCACAACAGCAAGUUACAAACCUUUUUAAUGGAAAAUACCCAUAUUUACCACCACUUUUUCAGGCAACUGUGUCUAAAAUACAUGCACAAUUUCGUGAAUAUGGACACGUUAAACCAUUACGCAGGACGCCUCAUUUUAUUGAUGAAAAUGUGAAAGUUAAUAUUUUAUUAGCUUUUCAAGAAGAUCCAACAAUUUCUACGCGUCAGGUUGCACGUGAAAACGUCAUUCGACCGUUUUAA